UGGCUCACGUAAUAGACACGCACGAGAUCAGCAGCAGCUCAGCUGUCAGAGAGCUGAAGCUGUUCAAUCAACAAGCCCGGAAUAACGCAGAACACGCAUUAAACUCCAUAUUUCAUUUCAUUUAUCACAUCUCCUGUCAUGGAGCAAGCAAAGCAGGACGCCUUUGAUAACGCCAGGCUGCAGGUGAUCAAAGAUGGGUAUGAGAAGGCAUUCACAUACAUCAAUAAAGCUCUCACAGAGGAUGAGGCGGGCCAUAGUGCAGAGGCGCUAAAACUGUACCAACAAGGGCGGCAGCACCUACUCCGGGCUCUCAGUGUUCCCUCACAGGGUAUGGAGUGUGUGGGUCCCUCCUGGGAAUCAGCUAGACAGAUGCAGCGCAAGAUGCAGGAGACUCUCAACAACAUCACUACUCGCCUAGCCAUGCUGGAAACCAGCCCAGACCUCAACGAAGUCUCGGAUAGCAGUGCAGCCCCUCAGAAACUCUAUCCUGAAAUCCCGAAGGUCAAGCCGGAGAGGCCGACUCCACCACAGAUGCUUUCUUCCAACGGCGGGGUUGCAGGGGCUUCGGGUGGGCCAGUUCCGGUCUCUCCCUCAGUGCAGCCCAAUAUGUUAAGCGACCAGCCUCCUGCAUACACCCCUCAAGCCGCUGACGGACACCUGACCAUCUCCUAUGGCACCGACUCAGGCGAACUCUCCCUGGUUGGCGAUGAGUUCUACAGUAGUUCGUCUAAUUCUGCACCUUCUCCUCAGUGUCUGGGGGAGGAUGGAGAGGAACUCUUUUUCCUACCUCAAGGGGUGCAAAUCUUCUUCGUUACACCUGAGGGGCAAGUCAGUGCUCCCUCUUAUCCAGGGUACCUGCGCAUCGUGAAGUUCACCAGUGAGCGAUCAGAAAGGAUUCCAAACAGGCCACCCGCCUUCCUGCAGGUUUGUGACUGGCUUUACCCCUUGAUGGCCUCUGACUCCCCAGUCCUGCUGUGCAGCACGGGGGUCUACAUGUUCCCUGACAUGAUGGCUCCCACCCCGGGCUCGUAUGUUGGGGUUGUCCUUUCUUCCGAGCUUCCCCAGAAGGAACGUGAACACUUCCAGAGUGUUCUUUCUCAGCUGACUGACCUGCGUGUCCAGGUGAGCUGUCCCUGUGUCCCCUCAGGUCCCACCUCAGAAACACAGGGGUCAGCUGUGGCUUCAGAGCAGGCAUCAGAUGGCGCAACCGAUACCAUUAACCUGGGUCAGAAGGUGCCAAUGGGGCCUCCUGCAGCUGAAGCAGCACCCCCUGCUGCUGAGGAGGAGAAGGUACUUCCUGAAUGGAGCGAGAAGGUGGCUCAAGGGAUCCUGACUGGGGCUUCAUGGCUGAGCUGGGGGUUGGUGAAAGGGGCUGAGUACACGGGGAAAGCCAUACAUAAAGGUGCAUCUAAACUACGAGAGCACAUCACACCAGAGGACAAACCAGCCCAAGUCAGCCCCACGGUAACCAAAAGCCUUCAUGUGGCCAAACAGGCCACAGGAGGAGCAGUGAAGGUCAGCCAGUUCCUUGUGGAUGGACUGUGCACAGUCGCUGGACAUGUUGGCAGAGAGUUGGCACCCCAUGUGAAGAAACACGGAGGGAAGCUUAUCCCAGAGUCUCUGAAGAAAGACAAGGAUGGACGCUCCAAUAUCGAUGGUGCCAUGGUGGUUGCAGCAAGUGGAGUUCAAGGAUUUGCAACAAUGUGGACAGGGUUGGAGGCUGCAGCAAAGAACAUUGCAAAGAGUGUUGCUUCAGAAACGGUUACCACGGUAAAACAUAAGUAUGGGGCGGAAGCGGGCCAGGCCACAGAUCACGCUGUCAACUCGGCCAUCAAUGUGGGCGUCACCGCGUUCAAUAUCGACAACCUGGGGAUCAAGGCAAUGGUCAAGAAGACUGGCAAAGAGACUGCCCAUGCCAUCCUGGCAGACUAUAAAGUCCAAGAGCCGAGCACUCAAGUUGAGAAACAUAAAGACCAAAAGUAGAAUUUAGAUUCAGAUCUCUCGUUUCAGGUGUCCAUAUUUAAGAGCAAACCAAAUGACUGAAGAAGUGGGUGGAUCCUUGUCCGGUUUUUCAAUGAAUGCUGUUGUUAUUUGUUUAUGUGACUGACACUGAACUCCAAAGACUUUCCUAGAGUUAAUCUUGCUGUCAUGUUUACUAUUUUCACUGUGCCAUGGGGGAAAUGGUAAAUGCAUUUUAAAAAUUCUCUUUACAAGUUGACUGACAGCCCUGCCGGACAGUUUUCCUGAUCUUGCCUUACACUUCACCAGCAAUUUACGCAACCAAACAUAUCACCAAUGAUUUUACUCAUAUUAAAUCUUCAGUAGUUUUGCAUGGCUUGUGUCUUUCAAAUGGACCCUGAAAACAAAGUACAAGCCAAAGGUGGACUUUACAGUUUUCCCAUAGAGCCUUAAAAAAUAUGAUCUUAUAUUUAAAAAUACAUAUAUCUAAAGCUUUAAUUUAAAUAUAUUCUAAGAGUGCUUUAUGAUAGCUGUUUUAUAUGCAGACUUGUUUGCUUUUGGUACUACAGGAUUUUUUUUUAUGUUUUAAAAAGCACUUUAACCCCUGCUAGGAACAGACAUUGAAAUUUCUUGCAGAUGACGGGUUCUAGGUUUUUUUUGUGUAUAAAAAUAUAAUUGCACUUGCAGUUGGAAUAUGAUACGGUGGUCAGAUAUCAGAAAUCUGUUUAUUCAGAAGGCAGAAAAAUCUAACUUUUUUGGAAAUGUUUAAAACGAUAGGAUUUUAAAGUUUAAAAUAUAUAUUUUAUCAUAUUAAUGGUAUAAUAUAAUAAUAUUUUAAGUGAAAGAGGCUUAUAUUUAAUAUUAACUGAAUUAAACUAUAAAAUGCCGUAUAUUUGAAGUCACUCAUAAAACAUCUCUCUGCAGUUUUAUUUCCCCAUGAAAACUGUUGACAAUGGCUGCACUUUUUCUUAAAACUUGACUACUGACCAUGUUUCUAUAGAUUAUAUAUAUAUAUAUAUAUAAACUUGAAGUUCCAUAACACUUCACUGUAAACGUAAAAAAGAGUUGUUAAUUCUUUGUGUCUGUUUUGAUGCAAUAUAUGUCUCAUUUGAAUGUAUGGACCGCAUAAGUAAGCAUCAAGUUUAACCACAAGUCAAUAGGUUUGUUCAGUGACAAAUAAUGUAAUAGCCUGUGGUUAUCUGACUUAAUAAAUUAAACAUUUAAAACAUUGUUUUUGUGUGUACCCUAAUUUAGAGAUCGUUUGUUUGUUGAAUUAAUGCGUUCAUUAAACCUAGCCAAGGCACUAAAGGCGAGGUUGUUCAAAGUGCCAUGAAUCAGUUGCAUUUAACUUCAUUUUAUUGCAUUACAGAUGAACAAAAUAUUAUUUUCCGUAGAAAUACUUUGUUGGCCUUCCUGCGAACAUUGAUCUGAAUAAUAGUCUACUUUUUUUCCCUAUGCGUUGAAGUUUGUGUAUGCUGCCCUCUGGUGUCGUAAUUUUUAAUAAACACUGGAAGAAUAUAUGCAACUACAAAACUGUUCUUGUUAUGGCUGGUACUAAAUGUAGGCCUUUGUGUAAAUUAACUUUCUUUACCCAUAUUUACAUCUGCAGUAAACGUGAUGUGUAGGUUUUGACUUAAUUUGUACAGAUUGAUAUUUUAAAUGUGGUAAUUUAAACAUCUCAAAUCUUUAUUUUUAUUUUGUAAAUAACUGGAAUCAAGCAGUCCUAGUUUGACUUUCAAAAAACGAACUAAUAGAAAUAUACUAAUAGUAAGUUUUACUUACUAUUGACUGCUGAGCGAAUCAUUGACCCUCCCCACUCUCCAAGAACUGUUGUAAUCCAGAGUGAGCAUAAGGGCUGGCAAAAUCACUCUGGACCACAUCCACAUCCACAUCCAACACACUUCCUCUUUGAACUGCUGCCGUCUGGUCGACGCUACAGAGCUCUGAGCACCAGAACGGCCAGACACAGGAACAGUUUCUUCCCUCAGGCAAUCCAUCUCAUGAACACUUGACAAUAAACGUGGAACACACAACACUCUUUAUACACUUAAUUAUCUAACACACUUCUUAGACUACAUUUCGAAUUUGCACAUAUUAUACCUGUACAUACAAAACUGUCUUGUAAUAUACCUGUACAUACAAUUGUCAAUUUGUGUAUUGUUA
This is a messenger RNA of Onychostoma macrolepis, 4122 nucleotides long. It is a transcript of the gene spartb, whose product is annotated as spartin b. Gene Ontology annotation, cellular component: plasma membrane. NCBI's taxonomy places the organism in Eukaryota, Metazoa, Chordata, Actinopteri, Cypriniformes, Cyprinidae. The coding region runs from base 139 to 1983 and encodes 614 amino acids. The record is from RefSeq and is a predicted model, not a curated record. Gene Ontology annotation, biological process: negative regulation of BMP signaling pathway; cell division. The transcript has 8 exons.